AUGACAAUGGCAGACGGCGCUGAAUGGAUACAAAAGCCGGAAACCAUGCAGACCUUCCUGGGAGCGCUAGGCAGCAACACAACAUACACCCCACACAACUACACCGUGGUAGCGGACUUUGUACCAGUAACCUUCGACCCGGGAUCACCUGCGGUCAUUAGCAAACUGGAGGACAUCAACAGGCUCGAGAACAGACAGGUUGUCAGCACGAGAUACAUCAAACCAAAGGAGCGAAGGACAUGCGGACAGCAGGUGGCCCACGUCAUGAUCAGCUUCAAAACAGCAAGCGCGGCAAAUAGAGCCAUAAGAUUCGGACUAUUCGUGGAGUGCACAAAGGUAAAUUGCAGAAAACUACUACAGGAACCAUUGAGAUGCGUCAAAUGUCAGUUCUACAACACGGGACACGUUGCAAAAACCUGCAACUCAAUCCACAAUACCUGCACACAAUGCGGAGAGAUGCACCGCACCAGCACAUGCGCCGCUACAGACAAGCAAAUAGCAUGCUCAAACUGCAGGGCCAACAACCUCCCAGCACACAGACACAGGGCUGCUGACCGAGCCUGCCCGAUAUUCAUCAAGAUCUUAUGGGACAAUCACCAAUGCAACACAGACGCACAGCACCAAUACUACCCAAUUGCCAACAAACCGGACACCUGGGAGACUACACAUACAAACACACCGGAUAUCCAGCACCAAGGACGCACAUUCCAGGGCGGCAACCAACCAACAACACGCCCGACACCAGCAGCAAACACCACAACCACGACCGGCACCACCACCACACCACCAGCAACGCAAUGGCCAAACACGCGCACGGAACUACCACCACCACAAGCUCAGAAACCCACCCACCGGGCGCGCACUUUCAGCAACCAGACACGGCCAGGGCCAAUCCUGCAGCAGACCACGCUACCCUUCCAACCAGCACACCGCGCCACACGCCCGCUAUUGCCGCCAUACUCAAUAGAACCAUACCCUGGACCUCAGUCUGGAUCAUGGGCUGAUCAAGUCACUGAACACAGCACCGGAAACCCCCUCUUCCUGCGGGCAACCCCGCCGAACAGGAGAUGA
Molecule: messenger RNA, 1071 nt
Organism: Mycena citricolor
Lineage: Eukaryota; Fungi; Basidiomycota; Agaricomycetes; Agaricales; Mycenaceae
Source: the annotation of a GenBank genome assembly